Cucumis melo (muskmelon) is the source of this 1466-nucleotide messenger RNA. RefSeq names its product palmitoyl-monogalactosyldiacylglycerol delta-7 desaturase, chloroplastic-like. Lineage: Eukaryota; Viridiplantae; Streptophyta; Magnoliopsida; Cucurbitales; Cucurbitaceae. The coding region runs from base 50 to 1045 and encodes 331 amino acids. The transcript has 4 exons. Gene Ontology annotation, biological process: lipid metabolic process. Gene Ontology annotation, cellular component: endoplasmic reticulum membrane. Gene Ontology annotation, molecular function: oxidoreductase activity, acting on paired donors, with oxidation of a pair of donors resulting in the reduction of molecular oxygen to two molecules of water. The record is from RefSeq and is a predicted model, not a curated record.
GAACUCACCACUACCUAUCCUAUAGGAAAGAAAGAACAAGGGGAAAGAAAUGGAUAAUGAAGUAUCCAAAGAAAAGCCAAAGGAGAUCAUUUUGAUGAAAUCUCCUCCGAAGCUCUUUAGGAGAAAAAAAUGGACAAAGUUUGAUAGAAAUUUUGCCUUUUACUUUCUCACUUUCCAUCUUCUCUGUAUUUUGGCACCCUUCUGUUUUAGUUGGACCCGUUUGUUGCUUGCCUUGGGGUUAUCUUGUUUAUCAGGUAUGGGAAUAAGUGUCUCGUACCAUCGAAAUCUUGCACAUCGAAGCUUCAAACUUCCAAAAUGGUUCGAGUAUUCUCUUGCUUAUAUUGCUGCUCAUGCAAUUCAGGGUGAUCCAAUUGAUUGGGUGAGCACCCAUAGAUGCCACCAUCGGUUCGUUGAUUCAGAACGAGAUCCACAUAGUCCUAUUUAUGGAUUUUGGUUUAGUCAAAUGACAUGGCUUUUCGAUUCGUAUAACUUGACGAGAAAAGUUUGUCCAAACUAUUUUAAUAAUUAUCAAAAGGCAGAGAGAAACAUCUUCAUGCUUUACAUGAAACAUGGAUACCCAGACAACGUGCCAGAUUUGGAGAAACAAUGGUUCUAUAGAUUUAUACAUAAAACAUAUUGGCUUCAUCCACUUGCUCUUUCACUCUUGCUCUAUGCCAUUGGAGGACUUCCUUUCAUCAUUUGGGGAAUGUGCGUGAGGUUCGUAUACAGCGUGCAUGUCACAUCUAUGGUCAAUUCAGUAUGUCAUAUGUGGGGAAACCAACCAUGGAACACCGGUGAUUUAUCCAAAAACAAUUGGAUGGUAGCUUUAUUAACUUUUGGAGAAGGAUGGCACAAUAACCACCAUGCUUUCGAGUAUUCAGCAAGACAUGGCCUUGAGUGGUGGCAAAUUGAUUAUGGUUGGUAUUUUAUUAGGUUUCUUGAGGUCAUCGGAUUAGCAACCAAUGUGAAAUUUCCUUCUGAAAAGCAAAAAUUGGCUGCUUUAAACAAAUCAAAACCCACCUUUCUUAAGCCUACCAUUAAUUGAUAUUAAUCGUAUUUAACUAUACUUGUUAUCAAGAUAACGGUGUAAACUGCAUAUCAUAUCUAUAUAUAUAUACACACACACAUAUAUAUAUAUAUAUAUGCAUGAAUGCUUAUAAACUCUUUUUAUAUGGUAUGUUUUUAUGUAACCCUCUUUCAAUUAUGUAUCUAUACUCUUCAUCUUAUAAAGAUAGUAGUUAAAGAUAAAAUACUCUUGAACUUUACGUUAAAUUUUAACCUUGAAGUUUAAAGUUUGUUUCAAAACAAUCCUAUAUUAUAAUUGUUUUUGGGUGUCAAAUUCAUAGAUGAUAAAUAUGCAUAUGGUAAUUAUGAGAACAAAUUAUAAAUACAUAAUGAGAAAAAAAAGACAGACAGUGCAUUUGUGAUUUGUGAAUUGUACCUGUUGUCGCGACUUUCUCCGUUCA